This is a messenger RNA of Esox lucius (northern pike), 2945 nucleotides long. RefSeq names its product anaphase promoting complex subunit 7 (gene anapc7). Gene Ontology annotation, molecular function: protein binding. The transcript has 11 exons. Gene Ontology annotation, biological process: cell division. The record is from RefSeq and is a predicted model, not a curated record. Lineage: Eukaryota; Metazoa; Chordata; Actinopteri; Esociformes; Esocidae. Bases 100 to 1797 code for a protein of 565 amino acids.
CAUAUUUAAUACAUCGUAGGUUGUGAUCACAGCUAGCUAGCAAUUUAGCUCCCUAUCUGUAACUUUGAUAUUAUACAAAGCUAUAACUAUAUAAUCGAUAUGAACGUCAUUGAUCAUGUACGAGAUAUGGCCGCCGCGGGACUUCACUCCAACGUUCGGAUAAUGAGUAGCUUAUUACUGACAAUGAGCAAUAACAAUCCAGAGCUUUUCUCACCAUCCCAGAAGUACCAGUUAUUGGUUUACCAUGCAGAUGCCAUUUUCCAUGACAAGGAAUACCGUAAUGCUGCCUGUAAGUACAAUAUGGCACUGCAGCAAAAGAAAGUUCUCAGCAAAACUUCCAAAGUGCGCCCAUCUUCCGUGGGAACGGCAUCAUCCAUGCAGUCACAGAGUUUGCCUUCAGAGAUUGAAGUGAAAUAUAAGAUUGCAGAGUGCUACACCAUCCUGAAGCUAGAUAAGGAUGCUAUUGCGGUGCUUGAUGGAAUUCCAUCUAGACAGAGAACUCCAAAGAUCAACAUGAUGCUAGCUAAUCUGUACAGGAAGGCUGGGCAAGAACGUUCUGCUGUCACAAGCUACAAAGAGGUUCUUAGACAGUGUCCUCUGGCCCUGGAUGCCAUCAUUGGUCUCCUCUCUCUGUCAGUGAAGGGAGCUGAGGUGGCGUCCAUGACUAUGGAUGUGAUUCAGAGUAUCCCUAACCUGGACUGGCUCUCUGUGUGGAUCAAAGCAUACGCCUUCAUACAUGCGGGUGACAACCACAGAGCAAUCAACACCAUAUGCUCGCUGGAGAAGAAGUCUUUACUACGGGACAACGUGGACCUGCUGGUGAGCCUGGCAGAUGUCUACUUCAGGGCAGGUGACACAAAGAACUCAAUCCUGAAGUUUGAGCAGGCUCAGAUGCUGGACCCUUAUCUGAUAAAAGGUAUGGAUGUAUAUGGCUACCUUAUGGCACGUGAGGGACAUCUAGAGGAUGUUGAGGUCUUGGGAGGAAGACUCUUCAACAUAUCAGACCAGCAUGCAGAGCCCUGGGUUAUAUCUGGAUGUCACAGCUUCUAUAGUAAGCGGUACUCCCGGGCCCUGUACCUUGGUGCCAAGGCCAUCCAGCUGAACAGCAACAGUGUGCAGGCCCUCCUCUUAAAAGGUGCAGCUCUAAGGAACAUGGGCAGAGUGCAGGAAGCGAUCAUCCACUUCAGAGAGGCCAUGCGCCUGGCACCCUGCAGACUGGACUGCUAUGAAGGUCUGAUUGACUGUUACCUGGCUUCCAAUGGGAUCCGAGAGGCAAUGGGGAUGGCCAAUAACAUCUAUAAGACCCUGGGAGCGAAUGCCCAGACCCUGACCAUCCUGGCAACCGUCUGUCUGGAGGACCCUGUGACUCAGGAGAAGGCUAAAACUCUGCUGGACAAGGCGCUAGCUCAGAGGCCUGACUACACCAAGGCGGUUGUCAAGAAGGCAGAGUUGCUAAGUCGUGAACAGAAAUAUGAGGAAGGGAUUGCUCUCCUUCGAAAUGCCUUGGCCAAUCAAAGUGACUGUGUGCUGCACAGGAUGCUGGGGGAUUUCUUGGUGGCGGUCAAUGAUUAUCAAGAGGCAAUGGACCAGUACAGUAUAGCACUUAGCCUGGACCCGAAUGACCAGAAGUCUCUGGAAGGAAUGCAGAAGAUGGAGAAGGAGGAGAGCCCGGCCGAUGCCACUGUGGAACUGGAUGGGGACGACAUGGAGGGCAGUGGGGAGGAUGGAGACCUGGAAGGUAGUGACAGUGAGGCAGCGCAGUGGGCAGAUCAGGAGCAGUGGUUUGGCAUGCAGUGACCCAGACCUACUGUAGGAGGGGCACAAGACACACUGGGUCCAUGAUGUAGUGCCCCCCCCCACCCCUCACCCAGGGUGUAUGUAAAAUGAGGGUGUCUAUGACGCCAUCCCAGGAUUAUACUGUAUAGAUGUCACCGGGCCCUCCUCACUGGGACGUUACCAUUGUUUUACUCCACUGACAUGGGCAGGUCUUGGUGACGUGUGGAAGACGGUCCCUGCCGUUAUGUAUUCGGACUGCUUAGCCCCUCCCUGUUUCCUUAAAACCAGGCCGUUCAUGUGUCCACCCUGUUUAGGUGAUAGAUUAAAUUGUAACUAGCCUAUUGAGGUCUUGACCCAUCAGGGGAUGUGGUGAGGAUUUAGGAUUGUAAGCCCAUUUCCCCCAGGGGUUUGUCAUUACUGUUUGGUUAAAAUUGUAUUCACUCAGGGUUAAAAGGGGUGUGCUGUGUUCAUCAGGAACCAAACAGAUGCAAACGAAAAACAGUACAUACCUGAAUUGUUCCAGUAGAAGCUAUUUUUCAUUUGAAAUGUUUUGGACUAAUGAUUAUACAUCAGGAGUACACUUUGGAUUUCACCUAUCAGAUAGGCAUACAGAGAAUGAAUAAAACAAAUUGGGUUGGAUACUCCCAUCCUAUUUCUAUUCUGUUUGAUUGGUGGAAUCCAUGUAACAUUUAGAAGGGUUCCUUUAGCCCUAUAACAUUUACAUUUAUUAACAUGCUUCUUUUAAGAACGAUGUGUAAAAGGAGACACUCCCUUUUGAAUUCUGAUGACCUGAGGCCUUUCAAUGUUUGUGUCAAUCAUGGAGUCAUUUCCUAUACAUUUUAGUAAUUUAUGACCUAGAGGUUAAACUGUUUGGUCAGUAGCCCAAAUCCCCACCCCCCAAACAGCAGCGUAAAUACUCAUUUAAUUAGGUCUAGCAGAGCAUCUGCUAAAUUACAGUGAAUGUAGAUUUAACAGAAGCUCUUGUCCAGAGCAACUUCAUAGUGCUUUCUUCCUACUGGUUCUACCAACUGAGCCACACAGGACUAUAUUUGACUCCCAUUUUUUGCAAAGUAUUGUUAUGGAAUUUUUCAGUGCAAGUGUUUAUAAUCAUGUAUUGUCUAUUGUAUAUAUGUUAAAGGUAUCAAAUAAAAUAACAGUACGUAGUCUGA